Messenger RNA from Phoenix dactylifera (date palm), 1080 nucleotides. NCBI's taxonomy places the organism in Eukaryota, Viridiplantae, Streptophyta, Magnoliopsida, Arecales, Arecaceae. The record is from RefSeq and is a predicted model, not a curated record.
AUGACGGCGCUCCCGUGCCUGGCGCCAAUUUCGCAGGUUCCUGGUCGGCCUCCAGUCCGACCCGAGCGCCCGGCAUCCAAGCCGGGCAGCAGCCGAGAGGCGGCAAGGCUGACCUCGCCGGAGGUGGCUAGGACCUCGCCGGAGGUGGCUAGGACCAGCCUCCCCGACCCGUCGGAGGGAGGGGGCCGACAAGGAAGGCGGCCCUAUACCCCAGACUGGGCGGUGUUCGAGGGCGACUCAGCCCUUGAGAACGCUGAGAAGGCGCGGCAAUUCUUCCGCGGUGCACUCCUUCCCGCCGACAUGGCAAAAAUUCGGGCCUUGAGCAUGAACCAGUUCUUGGAUUCGGCUCGCAUCUCCGCUCACCUUCACGAGGUCGAGACGCUGAUUUCAAUCGGUGCAGAUUACAAGGAACGAGCUCGCCGAAGUGCACGAGCGCAAGAAGAAGCUGAGAAUAAAUUGGCGGAGGCCGAAAGCAAGUUGGCAGAGGCCGGGCUCCAAAAGAAAGAGCUUCUGCUCAGACUGGGGGCCACUGAGGACGAGGUCCGUCUCUUCAACAUGACGCUUGAGGAAGAAAGGGCCGGCCAUGCUCUGACCAGGUCAGAGGUGCGGGCUGCCGAGGCCCGUUUGUCCGAGGCUCAAUCCCUGCUCGCCGUCCGUGAGCAGGAGAUAAGAAAUUUGGAGCAGAAGGCCGAGCAACACGAGGCUCGGGAGAAGGCGGCCAGGGAGCAGGCCCGAAAUGCUGUCGAACUCUUCCGCGAAUCGGAAGAGUUCCGCGACCUGCUCGAGGAGGAGGGGGUGAACGGGCUCACCCAAGGCUUCAAUGACUUUCGCAAUCAACUACGGCGGUUCCUCCCCAACUUCGACCUCGAUCUGCUUCAACCGGGAGCGGGGGUCGAGUUCGAGGCAGGUACUCCGGCGGUCGACGAGGCCGCCGAGGAGACUGGGUCCGCUGCUGAGGAGGGUUCAGCAGGAGCGCCUGAGGCUGCUCCCAAGGCUGCCGAAGACGGCCAUGCCGAGGCUUUGGCCGCGGAGGAACCAGCUGCCCCCGGAACCGCCGAAGACAAUAGGGCCGAGCCGUAG